GCACGCUGUGUGGUUUGUGAAUAAACAUCAUGCGCUUUUUGUCAAAUCGGAUUUAAAAAUAGGAGACAAGAUGUGCUAAGCAACAGCUACCUCUUGCUGCCGUAUAUUCCCUUUUAUUUUAUCCUCCUCCACACCGUGUCCCACUGGACACCCUGUGGGAGGGACUACCGUGUGCAUCACCCACGGGGAAUACGAAUGACCUCUUAAUUGAGGAAAAACGAUGAAACCUUACUUUUAGCCUGCAUGGAGGCCUAAUUACAUGCUGUCCUUUCUGUCCCCGCGCGUGGAAUAGCUGUGUGUCCCGAGUCGGUAUUUGAAUUGAACGGCAGCUGGCACUUGCAGCAACAGUGCGAUGGCCAGCCCCGACGUGAUCGAGCCGGCGGCUCAGAGCUCGACGGCCCAGAACCUGGCCAGAAGGCGCUUUUCUCACGACGUUCAUGGCAUUUCUGCAGACGAGAUAGAUGGCCUCAUGUCCAGCAGUGACGGGCGCCCUUUCCUUGUGGUGCAUCAUCUUCCUGACAUAAAAGACGAGGCUAUACCUUUCUUAAUGCCUGGUAUACCUAUUACAUGCAGAGUGGACAACACAGAGAAAUACACUACUCGCUCAAAGGUCCAUGUAGGCACCCUGUACACAGUGCAGCUGACACAUGGCUGCUUCCACUGGGUAGUGAAGAGGAAGUACAAGCACUUCCAAGAGCUGCAUCGAGACCUUUACAAGCACAAGAUGAUACUUCACUUGAUACCUCUGGGAAGAUUUGCAAAGGACAGGCAGCAGCUGAGAGCCAUGUCAGAGGAAAUGCCCAGCCUACACGGGACUGAACGGACCAGGAGGACCUCCAGCAAAAUGAAAUACCUUGAGGAGUACCUGAAUGGUCUGCUGGAGAACACAUUUUGUAGGAAUGACCACAGCAUGCUGGAAUUCCUCUCCGUCGGUGCUCUCUCCUUCGUCACGGACCUCGGUCCCAAAGGCUUGGAGGGACCCAUCUUCAAGAGGUCGGGGGGUCACCGGAUCCAAGGCCUCAACUGCAUUGGCCAUCAUCAGCUCUGUUUCCGCUGGUCCCGGCGCUGGCUGGUGGUGAAAGACUCCUUUCUGUUGUAUAUGGACCGAGACAACGGCAGCAUCAACUUUGUGUUGCUGUUUGACCCGGAGUUCAAAGUGAAAGUGGGCCGUGCUCACACAGACACCACAUAUGGAGUCUGCAUUGAGAACUUCACUCGGAGUCUGGUCAUCAAAUGCAGCAGCUAUCGACAGACUCAUUGGUGGAGUCAUGAAAUCAACCGGCUGGCAGACACCUCCGACUUUCUCAAAGUGCAACGCUUCCAGGGGUUCGCUCCGCCACGGGAGAACACGCUCACUAAAUGGUAUGUGAAUGGAAGUGGCUACUUUGCAGACCUGGCUGAUGCUCUCGAACAAGCCAAGGAGGAAAUCUUCAUCACAGAUUGGUGGCUCAGCCCUGAAGUCUUCCUAAAGAGACCAGCCACUGAUAACUACUGGCGCCUGGAUGAGAUACUCAAACGCAAAGCAGAACAAGGAGUCAAAGUGUGUGUUAUGCUGUACAAAGAGAUGGAGAUGGCCCUUGGCAUCAAUAGUGAGCACAGCAAGAGGACUCUUAUGAACAUGCACCCAAACAUCAAGGUGAUGCGACAUCCUGACCACGUGUCCUCUGUGGUGUUGAUGUGGGCUCACCACGAAAAGACCGUGGCCAUUGACCAAACAGUCGCCUUUGUGGGGGGAAUUGACCUGGCGUUUGGGAGGUGGGAUGACAGCCAGUACCAGCUGACUGACCUGGGUUUGAGGGAGACGGCCAACAGUGUAAGCGAGGAGGAGCCCAAAGGAGAUGCAGUCGAUAAUGGUGUGUCUGGUGGUCCAAAACCAGCUGAACCAGAUAAGCAAGCAGAGCAGGACCCUGAUGACCUGACUGGCAACACUAAACUGUGGCUUGGCAAAGACUACAGCAACUUUAUCAAGAAAGAUUGGGUCCAACUGGACAGACCAUUUGAAGAUAACAUCGACCGUACCCAGGUUCCCCGCAUGCCGUGGCGUGAUUUUUCUGCAGCUGUUCAUGGCAGAGCUGCCAGGGAUGUAGCCCGCCACUUCAUCCAGCGCUGGAACUUCUCCAAGAUCUUCAAAAACAAGUACAAGGACGAGUUCUAUCCUUACCUUCUUCCCAAGUCUCACUGCACUGCUGACUCGCUCUCAUUCACGGUGCCCGGAUCCAGCAAGGCCAAAGUGCAGGUGUUGCGCUCAGCCGACCGCUGGUCGACUGGAACCAAUGAGAACUCGAUCCUCAACGCCUACAUCCACACCAUCGAGAACAGCGAGCACUACAUCUACAUCGAGAACCAGUUCUUCAUCAGCUGUGUGGAUGAUGGGAAGACCGUCUAUAAUGGGAUCGGGGAUGCAAUUGUGAAUCGAAUCUUGCGUGCACACAGAGAGCAGAAGAAGUACAGGGUGUUUGUGGUGGUUCCUUUGCUUCCUGGAUUUGAGGGAGACAUCAAUUUGGGAGGUGGAAAUGCCAUCCAAGCUAUUCUGCACUUCACUUACAGGACCAUGUGCCGAGGCGAGCACUCUAUUCUCUCAAGACUUAAGGAAGUUGAGGACCUGUGGACAGAGUACAUCACACUCUGCGGCCUGAGAAAACAUUCCCAGCUCUGCCAGUCGCUUGUCACAGAGCUCAUCUAUGUUCACAGCAAGACCAUCAUUGCUGAUGACCGCUGCUAUAUCAUUGGAUCAGCCAACAUCAAUGACCGCAGCAUGCUGGGCAACAGAGAUAGUGAGAUGGCAGUGUUUGUGGAAGAUGAAGAUCGGGUCCUUUCCGUCAUGGGAGGGCAGGAGUACCAGGCAGGACCCCUCACACUCGCUCUGCGUAAAGAGUGUUUCAGAGUUCUUGUUGGAGCUUCUUCAGACCCCAGUGUCAAUGUUGACGAUCCAAUCAGCGAUGAAUUCUUCUUCUUGGGCUGGAAUGCACCUGCUAAACUGAAUGCCACCAUAUACGACAAGGUCUUCAAAUGCCUGCCCGACAACGCUGUCCACAACAUGCGACAGCUGAAGGAAUACGCCAGCGAGGAACGCCUCUGCGACACAGAUCCUGAGCAGGCCAGAGAGGAGCUAAAGGCCGUCCGAGGGCUGCUGGUCCACUUCCCGCUGAAGUUCCUGUGCGAGGAGAACCUGCUGCCUCCACUGAACACUAAAGAAGGCAUGGCUCCGGUGGGGCUGUGGACAUAACUGCAGCUGAGCUCAGAUCAGACCACUACGUAACAGCUAAGGGGCUGCUGCACCACAUGCUCCCUGUAGUCUCUAAUGUUUAGCACAAUAACCUUAAAUAGUUCCAACACUGACGCUGCAAUGGUGAGGAAAGACAUCGCCUCAACACAUUGUCUCUUUGACUGACGAUGAAUUCGAACAUAACCACUGACAUGUAGAUUUUUCAUCAUGAUUUAGAGCAGUAGCUUAACCUGAACUGGACAGUUUGUUUGUGAUGAGCGCGUCUGCUGCAUAACUUGCACUACAGUGCAAUCUGAUCUGCAGGGCUGGCAGUGGUGUUAGACACACACAAAUGAAUGUAUGAGUCAGGAGAGGAUUGCGAGGUUGUAUUGGAAAUUAAGCAUUCUCACAUGAUCUGGGAACAUAGUGUACAUUUAUUGGUGCAAGGUUUUUGGGUGGGUGGGUGUCUCUGUCUCUCUCUCUCUCUCUCUCUCUCUAUCGCACUCCCUCUCUCCCUCUGAGGCUUCACCUCUCACUGCAGUGCCAGCAAAUCUGUCAGAACAUUUGUGGUUGUUAUGGUGACGGAUAUAAAGAGAUGACUGGAUGGUAGCUGAGACAAAAAACUGGAGAGGGCAGAAAAGGGAGAGUAUCGAUAAGAGGGAUAACUUACUACAUCAGGGUGUUGUUUCCAGAAAAAUAGACGGUAAUAUGUUGAAGGAGGACUGAUCAUUUCUGUGGGAGCAAAAUCAUUUAAAUAUUUCUGGAUGAAUGAUCAGGUGGGAAAACUGUUGGAGGGAAAGAAAAGGAGGACAAGAUAAUUAAAGGUUGCUAGGUUGAUUUACGGCUAAAUGUUGCUUUUUUUUUUUUUCUGAAGUCACCAUGACAACCAAAGUGAAUUAUUAUUACAUCAUUCUGUCAGCAGAACAGGACGAAACAUUCCAGCAUCCACUUCAGCUAUUUCCACAAUUCCGUGUCCAGGUGCCAUAAAAUGUCUCACAUAUCUACACUUUUUAUUGAUUUACAUGCACCAGGCUUUUAUUAGGCACAUUACAUUUGGCCAUUACACUGUAACUGAGUCGUGGCAUAAUGUGGCUUAUAUUCACGGUGCAAUUCCCACGGAGCAACAUCAAGUCUUGAAUCACAAAGACUUUUCGGUUUUUUUUCAUAUGAAAUCAUGGUAGUUAUUCUCUCAAAACCUGCUAAUUCUCUUGACUGAGCCAUUAGCACUGAAUGACCACUAUUGAGCAAGUCUUGCACUGGAUAAACAUGUAGCAUCCAUAUUACAUUGACUAAUUUGGAAAUAUCAUGUAAUAACUUGUAGCAAAGCAGGACCUGGAACACAGUCUUGCCAAGUUUAUCAGAAACUGCAAAGCUCCUGUAUGAUGUCAAGAUUUUAGAUAACCAGCAGCGAGGCAGACAAAAGGCAGAAUGUGAGGCUUUUGAAUGGGACUUUAUCUUUUAUACUCUUUCGUGGUUUUCUCAUUGCAUUUUUAAAAAAGAGAUCUGUAUUUUUAUGGAGACUUAAAAUAUUGGAUUGAUGUGCAUGGCAUUACCAUAAUCCAGUUCAUAAUUUUUUUUUUAAUUGCUGAAUAUACGACAGUGAAAUACACAAAAUUCUUUGUCCAUGCAGAAUUUGUUGUCAACAACACUACCAAGAUGGUUACAGCGUCUAAAGGAGUACUUUUGGAACACUAGGCACAGGGGGUAAAUUGGCACCUCUCCAGUACCAAUCAACACUCCGCACUUGGUCCAUACAGGGACUUGAACUUGAACCCUCCGGUUCCCAGGCCUGGUCCCUACUGCUGCUCCAGAGCCAAUGCAUCAGUGAAUCUGACAGAUGACAAGUGUCACACAUGAACUCUGCCUUGUCACUACAUGAAGCACCUUUCACAGAGGAAGAUAUUAAAAAGACACUAUGAGCUCUUGCACAAUAGAAACUGGGUAUUUGCUGUAACCUGUCUUUUACAGCACAAAAUGGUUAUACUUUGUUUAAAAAUUCUACCGAAAUGUCUGUGAUAUACUGAGAACCUUGUACUGUUUUACCAUGAUUUUUGUUUUUAUUGGACUAAUAGCCAGCAUUACCAGUACAUUUUUUAUCAAUAAACUACUAACAGAAACUAAACAAAAAAAGUCACCAUGUGAAAAUCUUUAUGUAUGAAAACCUGCAGAUCUUGGUUAUUACCUUAGGGUUGCUGAUGUAUAGCCUACUAACACUGAGGGUUAGAGAGAUAAUAAAUAUUCUUACUUAAUCAUUUAAAAACAGUUAUGAACAACCUCUACUUCAAGGUAUGUUAUUUUUCUUAUUUCCUCAAUAAACUUGUUUUUAUGGAGUUUCAA
Messenger RNA from Anarrhichthys ocellatus (wolf-eel), 5542 nucleotides. RefSeq names its product phospholipase D2 (gene pld2). NCBI's taxonomy places the organism in Eukaryota, Metazoa, Chordata, Actinopteri, Perciformes, Anarhichadidae. The record is from RefSeq and is a predicted model, not a curated record. Gene Ontology annotation, molecular function: D-type glycerophospholipase activity; phosphatidylinositol binding. Bases 353 to 3226 code for a protein of 957 amino acids. Gene Ontology annotation, cellular component: plasma membrane region; intracellular membrane-bounded organelle. Gene Ontology annotation, biological process: intracellular signal transduction; regulation of vesicle-mediated transport; phosphatidic acid biosynthetic process. The transcript has 24 exons.